AUCUACCUGCGCAGCUGGUAAUCGCGAUCGGCCGAAAGGAUCCGACGCGAACAGCGGCCUGGCCACUGGGUGGGGUGGUACAUAAAAUAACGCGACGUAGACGGCAGACGGCAAUUUCACACGGACUGUGUCGCCGGAAUCGUGCAGCACGCUGAAGCUCGCUCGUGGAUUUUCCUUUGAUUCAACCGUAUCCACGUGGAUAGCCAGCUGUCAAGUGUCUACAUCGAACACGAUCACGUCUGAAUCUGGUACACGCGACAUGGAUGCCGACUCUUUCAAGGAUUUCGCCAAGGAAAUGGCCGAGUACAUUACUAAUUACCUGGAAAACAUCAGGGACAGGCGAGUGCUGCCGACGGUGGAGCCGGGCUACAUGAAACCCUUGUUGCCCUCCGAGGCCCCGCAGUCGCCGGAAAACUGGAUGGACAUCAUGGCGGACGUCGAAAGAGUGAUAAUGCCAGGCGUCACUCACUGGCACAGCCCGAAAUUCCACGCUUACUUCCCCACGGCGCAAUCGUAUCCAGGAAUCGUCGCCGACAUGCUCAGCGGCGCCAUCGCGUGCAUCGGUUUCACCUGGAUCUCAAGCCCCGCUUGCACCGAGUUGGAGGUGAUCAUGCUGGACUGGUUAGGAAAGAUGUUGGACCUGCCCAAGGAGUUUUUAGCGAGCAGCGGUGGGAAAGGUGGUGGUGUCAUUCAGGGGACUGCGAGCGAAGCCACUUUAGUCGCGCUGCUCGGCGCCAAGGCUAGAAAAAUCAGGCAGGUCAAGGAUCAGCAUCCUGACUGGUCGGACAACGAAAUUGUGGGGAAAUUAGUCGCUUAUAGUUCCUGUCAAGCGCACAGUUCCGUGGAACGAGCUGGUCUGCUCGGUGGUGUAAAAUUCCGACUGCUGGAGGUUGAUUCCAAGAACAAACUUCGCGGCGAGACGCUGGCGGAAGCGAUUCGCAAGGAUAAGGAACAAGGACUGAUCCCAUUCUACGUUGUCGGAACUUUGGGGACGACAAACUCCUGCGCGUUUGAUCGUGUCGACGAAAUUGGCGUGGUUGCAAAUCGCGAGAACAUUUGGUUACACAUUGAUGCUGCUUACGCUGGCUCGGCGUUCAUUUGCCCGGAAUUCCGAUAUUUAAUGAAAGGCACCGAACUGGCCGAUUCCUUCAACUUCAACCCGCACAAGUGGAUGCUGGUGACUUUCGAUUGUUCAACGAUGUGGCUGAAAGAUCCAACUUACGUAAUCAACGCCUUCAACGUGGAUCCUCUGUACCUGAAGCACGAUAUGCAAGGCUCCGCUCCGGAUUACAGGCACUGGCAGAUACCGUUGGGACGGAGGUUCAGAUCGUUGAAACUUUGGUUCGUGUUGAGGCUCUACGGCGUUGAGAAUCUCCAACGGCAUAUCAGAAAGCACGUUGCCCAAGCUCACGAAUUCGAGGCGCUGGUCCUUGCCGAUCCACGAUUCGAGAUCGUCGCGGAAGUCGUGUUGGGCCUUGUUUGCUUCCGAUUGAAGGGCUCGAACGACAUAAACGAGACCCUGUUGAAGAAGAUCAACGGCGCUGGGAACAUUCAUUUAGUACCGUCCAAGAUAAACGACGUGUACUUCCUGAGGUUCGCGGUUUGCUCGCGAUUCAGCGAGAGCAAGGACAUACAAAACUCGUGGAAAGAGAUAAAGCUCAGAGCAGACGAGGUCCUGGAGGAGCAGUCGGUUUCCAAGUGAUGGCGGGCUCAGAUAGCUCGUGGUUGCCGAUCAUUGGCGCCUGCAACCUGCAAUCAAUCCUAGUUUCUAGUUUCGUCUGUGUUUUGUCUCUGCUUGGAAGAAUCUUGGAAGAGAGUGGAACGCCCGGUCCAUGAACAAGGGAUCUGUUUCGCGUAUUUCGUGACAUUUUUAAAAAAGCACACGACAUUUGCAACAUGCUUCCUCUUUUCGUCAAGAAUCUUUCAAUAUUUUUGCUCCAAUAUUUAGUUCGGUCAUUCGUUCAAUUUUCAAAUCAGAUAUCGUCCCAAUAGUAUCGUCAAACCUUCAUUAGAGAUUUUUUGCAAAAUUGGAGUACUGUUCGAAGCUCUUCCCAAAAUCACACAAUUGGAAAUUCGGUGUUUAUUAAACUUUCUUGAUCUUUCUCUUUCACUUGCAACAAUUUGGAAGUUAUUCGGAGUUAUUCUUCUCGUGUUUUAAAAGCAAAAAAGUGUUCAAAAGCUAGCAAUGACAUUUGCCCAAAUUGCAAAUUAAUGGACGAGUGGCCCCUUCAACUUUUCAACCAGUGUACAUUGUACUAGAAAUUUACUGA
Molecule: messenger RNA, 2270 nt
Organism: Frieseomelitta varia
Lineage: Eukaryota; Metazoa; Arthropoda; Insecta; Hymenoptera; Apidae
Gene: Ddc
Product: aromatic-L-amino-acid decarboxylase
Exons: 11
Coding region: 260-1702 (480 amino acids)
Biological process (GO): serotonin biosynthetic process; amino acid metabolic process; catecholamine metabolic process
Molecular function (GO): pyridoxal phosphate binding; aromatic-L-amino-acid decarboxylase activity
Source: RefSeq, a predicted model, not a curated record